This is a messenger RNA of Ochotona curzoniae (black-lipped pika), 1080 nucleotides long. It is a transcript of the gene GJD2, whose product is annotated as gap junction protein delta 2. The record is from RefSeq and is a predicted model, not a curated record. The transcript has 2 exons. Gene Ontology annotation, cellular component: connexin complex. The coding region runs from base 91 to 1056 and encodes 321 amino acids. Lineage: Eukaryota; Metazoa; Chordata; Mammalia; Lagomorpha; Ochotonidae. Gene Ontology annotation, biological process: cell communication.
CCGGGGGGUGCGGCCCGGGGAGGGGCCAGGAGCAACGGGAACGUGCCCGGUGCUGCCCAGUCUUUGUCUGCUGCCUCCGGAUGCACAGCGAUGGGGGAAUGGACCAUCUUGGAGAGGCUGCUGGAAGCCGCGGUGCAGCAGCACUCCACUAUGAUCGGGAGGAUCCUGUUGACUGUGGUGGUGAUCUUCCGGAUUCUCAUUGUGGCCAUUGUGGGGGAGACGGUGUACGAUGAUGAGCAGACCAUGUUUGUGUGCAACACCUUGCAGCCCGGCUGUAACCAGGCCUGCUAUGACCGCGCCUUUCCCAUCUCCCACAUACGUUACUGGGUCUUCCAGAUCAUAAUGGUGUGUACCCCCAGUCUCUGCUUCAUCACUUACUCUGUGCACCAAUCUGCCAAACAGCGAGAACGCCGCUACUCUACUGUCUUCCUAGCUCUGGACAGAGACCCUCCAGAGUCCAUCGGGGGUCCUGGAGGAGCUGGAGGUGGGGGAAGUGGUGGGGGAAAACGAGAAGAUAAGAAGUUGCAAAAUGCCAUUGUCAAUGGGGUGCUGCAAAACACAGAGAAUCCCAGCAAGGAGACAGAGCCAGAUUGUUUAGAGGUUAAAGAGUUGACUCCACACCCAUCAGGGAUGCGCACUGCAGCAAGAUCCAAGCUUCGAAGGCAGGAAGGCAUCUCCCGUUUCUACAUUAUCCAAGUGGUGUUCCGAAAUGCCCUGGAGAUUGGGUUUCUGGUGGGUCAAUACUUUCUCUAUGGCUUCAGUGUCCCAGGCUUGUACGAGUGUAACCGCUACCCCUGCAUCAAGGAGGUGGAAUGCUAUGUGUCCCGGCCCACUGAGAAGACCGUCUUUCUAGUGUUCAUGUUUGCUGUGAGUGGCAUCUGUGUUGUGCUCAAUUUGGCUGAACUCAACCACCUGGGAUGGCGCAAAAUCAAGCUGGCUGUGCGAGGGGCUCAGGCCAAGAGGAAGUCAGUCUAUGAGAUCCGUAACAAAGACCUGCCCCGGGUCAGUGUUCCCAAUUUUGGUAGGACUCAGUCCAGUGACUCUGCUUAUGUGUGAGGGGUGAAGGCCUGCAGCAUGGCA